AUGGCAUCGUUUAGUUAUCAACUCCAACAUCUGCCGAAUAUGGAGUCCGAAAAUAAGACUUUCCAACUGUGGCGGGACUACUUGAAGCUAGCGGAUGCAGUGCGGGAGAUGAAGUUAGGGAACUUCACAUCAGAACCGUCAACCGUUGAGGGUCAUGACUCCGGGAUAUGCUCGACCAUGGUGGAAUGUGAACAGUUCCCGCCGCGAGCCUUGCUGUCGCCGAUAGCACCGUUGGCGACAGCACCUCUACGGCACGAAAAGGAACCCCUGGGUUCCAAAAUUGUCCCCUUGCGUAAAGACGCUCCUUUACAUCCGAGCCGCAGCGAGGGUCCCGAGCCCCCUACAGCAGCGUCCAGACCCUCCGUGGGCACCCGGGGACAGAGGGAGAGAAAGAAGGCGACCCGCUCCAAGACGCCGGAGGAAGUGCCAUCGCAUGAGCGCAUGUUCUGCAGCUUCUGCAAACACAACGGGGAGUCAGAGUCUGUGUUUGGGUCACACAGUCUCAAGGACCAGGAUGGGGACGUGGUGUGCCCGUACCUGCGGCAGUAUAUCUGCCCUCUCUGCGGGGCCACCGGGGCUCAAGCCCACACCAAGCGCUUCUGUCCCCGGGUGGACACCACCUACAGGUCGGUCUAUGUCAAGUGA
This is a messenger RNA of Salvelinus fontinalis (brook trout), 645 nucleotides long. RefSeq names its product nanos homolog 3-like. Gene Ontology annotation, cellular component: perinuclear region of cytoplasm. NCBI's taxonomy places the organism in Eukaryota, Metazoa, Chordata, Actinopteri, Salmoniformes, Salmonidae. The transcript has a single exon. Bases 1 to 645 code for a protein of 214 amino acids. Gene Ontology annotation, molecular function: zinc ion binding; mRNA binding. Gene Ontology annotation, biological process: negative regulation of translation; oogenesis. The record is from RefSeq and is a predicted model, not a curated record.